This is a messenger RNA of Mya arenaria, 1183 nucleotides long. RefSeq names its product neurogenic locus notch homolog protein 3-like. The record is from RefSeq and is a predicted model, not a curated record. Gene Ontology annotation, molecular function: calcium ion binding. The transcript has 9 exons. NCBI's taxonomy places the organism in Eukaryota, Metazoa, Mollusca, Bivalvia, Myida, Myidae. Gene Ontology annotation, biological process: establishment or maintenance of epithelial cell apical/basal polarity; heterophilic cell-cell adhesion. Gene Ontology annotation, cellular component: protein-containing complex; plasma membrane. The coding region runs from base 20 to 1183 and encodes 387 amino acids.
UCAGUUUGCAUCAAUCACCAUGUCAGUAAUAGGUGCCCUAAACAUCAAAAUCAUUUGCAUUGCGAUAUUUGUCGGAAUUGUCAUAGAGAUUAUGGCAUCGACUUCACCCUGCAGUGGGAAGCCUUGUUUUGUACAGCACCCUUCAAGAUGUUUUGAAAUUGGAUUAAAGUGCGCAUGUAACAUGUCAGGUUUCGUUGGGGACAAUUGUACAUCAGAUCGAGAUGAGUGCACAGCAGGAAUGUCGGACCGAUGUUCACACCGAGGUCACUGUUUCAACACUGUGGGAAGCUUUAGGUGUGAGUGUCUGAGCGGAUGGAACGGAACACACUGCGAGCAUUCUACCGGAGAAAAAACUGCGUGUAUGCCAGGAUAUUCGGGUCAGAACUGCGGAGGUGUGUUGUGCAAGCACGGAUAUGCCGUGGAAAGGAAAUUCAAUGAAACCAGUCCAACCAAUAAGACAUACAAAUGUGUUUGUGAAGAUGGAUGGACAAAACACCAUGAAGACGACUCCUGCGAUACGGAUAUUGACGAGUGCAAACUGUCACCAUGUUUAAACGGUGGAACAUGUAGUAACACUGAUGGAAGUUAUGAUUGCCUGUGCAUAGACCCCUGGACAGAAAAGAAUUGCUCAUUCUACGAUCCAUGUAAAAAUGCAUCAUGCCCAGACGCCACCCCAACUUGCGUAAAAAAGGGUGCGGACGACGACAAAAACUUCACAUGCUGUCCCAAAGGCUUUACUGGGAAAAACUGUGACGAAGAUGUAAAUGAAUGUAAAGACAUUACACUAUGUCCCAACGCGACAUGUGAAAACACCCUCGGUAGCUAUUACUGCGUUCAAAAUGAGACGUCCACAGCAUCUCCACCAGAAUCAACAGUUACCGUCACACAACACGUGACACAGCAAACCACACAACACGUGACACAACAAACUACACAACACGUAACACAACAAACCACACAGGGAGCAACUGUGGGAGACGGCCCUGAAGACGCUGGCAGUAACAUACCUCUUAUAGGAGGGGCAGUUGCAGGAGUGACCGUCCUUAUCGCUCUAGUGGUCACUUUAGGCGUGUACUUCAAGAACAAGGCGAAGAUAAAAGUUGGAUCGAAUCCAGUACAAACAGAUGACGAGCAUGGGAUGACAAACUCGAACACUCAUUUUGAUAAUACGAAAAACAGAUAA